GCAGACACAAGCCAUACACUUGGGGACAUACCAGGUCAGACAGCUGUGAGGCCAUGGCUAACCACUGGUGUGUCACAGGUUUGGCAGCAGUGGCUCUGCUAUGCUGCUUAGCUGAGAAAGGAGUAGAGGCUCAGAAGGGUCAAAACCCUCAGAACCCUCAAUACCCUCCAUAUCCUCCUGUAUAUCCUCCUCCUGUAUAUCCUCCUCCUUCUCCUCCUAUAUAUCCUCCUCCUGUAUAUCCUCCUCCUCCUCCUGUAUAUCCUCCUCCUCCUGUAUAUCCUCCUCCUGUAUAUCCUCCUCCUCCUCCUGUAUAUCCUCCUCCUCCUGUAUAUCCUCCUCCUCCUCCUGUAUAUCCUCCUGUAUAUCCUCCUAUGUAUCCUCCUAAGUUUCCUCCUCAGUAUCCUCCUCAGUAUCCUCCUAAGUUUGAUGAUCAGUCUGUCAAGAUUCCAAGUAAUCCACCUGAAAACACAAAAAUCCCUGCAAUGCCCCCUGCUCCUCCUGUUACAUGCGACGUGGACGCAUCCGUGAGAGUCCCUUGUGGAGUUUCUGGUAUCUCCGCGACUGACUGUCAGGCUAGAGACUGCUGCUAUGAUGGUCAAUCAUGUUACUUUGGAAACGGAGUGACUCUCCAGUGUACCAAGGAUGGCCGGUUUAUUGUUGUUGUGGCCAGGGACGUCACCUUACCGUACAUUGAUCUUGAAUCAAUUUCACUGUUGGGACAAGGACAAGGCUGCACAGCUGUUGACUCUAACUCAAAAUUUGCCAUCUACUUCUUUCCCGUUACUGACUGUGGCACUAUUGCCACGGAUGAGCCUGGAGCUAUAGUCUAUCAAAAUAAGAUGACCUCAUCCUAUGAAGUGGGUGUUGGACCUUAUGGUGCUAUCACCAGGGACAGCAGCUACGAGCUGGUUUUCCAGUGUAAGUACACUGCUACCUCCGUUGAAACCUUGAUUAUUGAAGUAGCCCUGGCUGAACCUCCUCUGCCGAUUGCUGCUCUUGGACCCGUCAAUGUUCAAAUGAGGCUGGGCAAUGGCCAAUGUUUGACCAAGGGUUGUGAUGAAGUGGCAGCAGCCUACACCUCGUACUAUCUGGACACAGACUAUCCUGUUACUAAAAUACUGAGAGAUCCAGUUUAUGUGGAAGUUGAGCUCAUGGAUAAAACAGAUCCUGCCCUUGUUCUGACUCUUGGUCGCUGUUGGGUAACUGCAGACCCCAACCCACACAGCUUCCCCCAGUGGGACAUUCUGAUAAAUGGAUGUCCAUACGCAGAUGAUCGUUACCUCUCCGCACUGGUUCCAGUAGAUGCCUCCUCUGGUGUGCAGUAUCCAACCCACUACCGGCGUUUCAUUUUCAAAAUGUUCACUUUUGUAGAUCAGAGCACCAUGGAACCCUUGCAGGAAAAUGUAUACAUUCACUGUAGCACAGAUGUGUGCUCGCCAGAACUGGGUGUCAACUGUGAACCGCUAUGUAUCACAAAAGGAAAGAGAGAUACCAAGGCAGCGGAACAGAAGAAGAAUGCUCCAAAGGUUGUGGUUUCUUCUAAAGCAGUGAUCAUGUCUGCCGCUAAGCAGUAGACUGAGACAAGCUCAAGAAUUCAGCUAAAAACAUUUGGAAAAAGCAUGAAGAUUUACAACAUAUACUUAUUAAAUAAUUCAUGAUAUCAAUUCAAAA
Nothobranchius furzeri (turquoise killifish) is the source of this 1671-nucleotide messenger RNA. Its product is annotated as zona pellucida sperm-binding protein 4. Lineage: Eukaryota; Metazoa; Chordata; Actinopteri; Cyprinodontiformes; Nothobranchiidae. The record is from RefSeq and is a predicted model, not a curated record. Gene Ontology annotation, cellular component: egg coat. Gene Ontology annotation, biological process: binding of sperm to zona pellucida; prevention of polyspermy. Gene Ontology annotation, molecular function: structural constituent of egg coat; acrosin binding.